AUGACUGAAGAACUAGACAAAGAGGUUUUGGACAGUGUUGCAGAAAUCGACAAACUUUAUACAGUAUUUGAUGGAGCGUCUCAAGAAGAUGUGGCAUAUGCAAAGGUUUUCUGGAGCUCGCUUUCCCUGCAGCCACCAAUAGAGUCUCGGCUGGUUUCUGCAGACAUCAGGCAGCGGUUGAACGUUGCGAAGACCCCGAACUCCACAAAUGCUACUGCAAAGCAAGCGUCAUGGUCAAAGAGGGAUGAUGAAAUCCAGCAGGAUGCUUACUUAAAGCAAAAGGAAGAGGAGAGACAGAAAUACAUGGAGAUGGUGAGGUCUCA
Molecule: messenger RNA, 323 nt
Organism: Sinocyclocheilus grahami
Lineage: Eukaryota; Metazoa; Chordata; Actinopteri; Cypriniformes; Cyprinidae
Gene: hoatz
Product: HOATZ cilia and flagella associated protein
Exons: 3
Biological process (GO): cilium assembly
Source: RefSeq, a predicted model, not a curated record